AGCAUGGUCGGCGAGGGGGACGGCCGCACCGUUGGCUCCGCCGCAGGGGCCCUUGGCAGCAGGGCGGCUGGGCUGGGCUGGGCUGAGCUGCACCCCCCUGUGUCCGCGCGCGGCGCGCCCGCGAGUGAGUGAGCGAGCAAGCGGAGGAGUGAGCGAGCGAGCGCGAGCGAGUGAGUGACAAGAGUGGCGGACAUCGCCGUCGUAGUGCUGCUCGCCCGAGCCCCCGCCCCGCCUUGUCGUCGACGCGAAGGGCGCAGCUGGCGCAGCGGUGGCGUCCGGGCCCGUGCUGAACAGGCCGCCCGGAGCCGCGCCCGGACCCGGAGCCGCACCCGGAGCCGCGCCCCCCGGGCCCGGAGCCGGCGGAGCCGCGGGAGGCAGGCGGCUGGCCCCUGCCCGCUCACAGGAGGGCAACCUCUCAGGCGAUGGAAGCCCUAGCCCUUCCGACCGGCCGGCAAUGGGCCCGGGAGCGGGCCUUGGGGCGGGCCUGGGGGCAGCAGCGCCGGGGGCGGCACCGGCCGUCGGCGGCCUCGGCGUCGGCGGCCUCGUGUCCACGUCCACGCCGCCCCUCCCGGGGUCGCUCUCCCGGCAGUCCCCCAGGCAGUCGCCGCGGCAGUCGCCGAGCCAGCCCUGCAGCGACCACGGAGACUCGGACUCGGGCCUGGGGCCCCCGCAGUGGAGUCCCCUGGAGGCGCCCGAGCUGCUGCUCGAGGACGAGCGCCAGCCCAUCCCCGGCGUGCCCAUCCGGGGCGCCACCCUGCCCGCGCUCGUCCGCCUGCUCGUGCAGUGCUUCGAGCUGGACGGCGCGGUGGUGGCGCCCGCGUCCUCGCUGCCGCGCGUCGCGCUGCUGAUGCACCGCUGGUGGACGUCGGCCGCGCACCUCGCCUCGCUGCUCGCCGACGUGUACCGCGAGGCGCAGCACCCCGAGGCGCCCGCCGGCCCGGCCUGCGCCCACCGGCACGCCGACACGGCCACCUGCCCCGUGGCCAGCACCCGCCUGCAGGUGUGCCACGUGUUCAGGUACUGGAUGAUCAACUUCCCCCUGCACUUCGAGGUGGAGCCUGGGCUGGUUCUGGUGGUGCAGGACUUUCGCAACCAGCUCCCCCAGGAGUGGGGCAGCCUCGUGGACACCUCGGUGCUGCCGAGCUUCGACUGGAUGCGCAAUCCGUCCGUUCGCCCGGGUCCGGGGCAGCAGCAGCAACCGCAGCCGCAACCCCAGCCGCAACCGCAACCCACCACUCAACAUAAUGAGAGGGUGUCUCUGGUCUUCAACCACAUGGAGCCGCAACAGCUGGCAGAGCACAUCACAUUCCUGGAGCAUAAAGUUAUCCGACGGAUCACGUUCCACGACCUGAAGCGCUACGCGUGCAGCGGCCGGCUCCAGGACGCGUCCCGCCUCGAGCGCUCCGUGUCGCUCUUCAACGGCCUCACGCAGUGGGUGCAGUGCAUGGUGCUGAGCCGCACCACGCCGCAGGAGCGCGCCGAGGUCAUCGAGAAGUUCAUCAACGUGGCCAAGUUCCGGAAGUAA
Frankliniella occidentalis (western flower thrips) is the source of this 1525-nucleotide messenger RNA. RefSeq names its product ras guanyl-releasing protein 3-like. The transcript is spliced from 6 exons. Bases 455 to 1525 code for a protein of 356 amino acids. Gene Ontology annotation, molecular function: guanyl-nucleotide exchange factor activity. The record is from RefSeq and is a predicted model, not a curated record. NCBI's taxonomy places the organism in Eukaryota, Metazoa, Arthropoda, Insecta, Thysanoptera, Thripidae. Gene Ontology annotation, cellular component: plasma membrane. Gene Ontology annotation, biological process: positive regulation of GTPase activity; Ras protein signal transduction.